AUGGGCGGCGACAGCAGCUCAGUGCAGUUGGACAACGUGCAGCAGCUCGAAGCCACACAGUCAGCGUUUGCUGCUGUUCGGGGCGAUGGCUCGGUCGUUACCUGGGGUCGCCCGCGCUGGGGUGGCGACAGCAGCCCGGUGGCGGAGAAGCUGAAGGACGUGCAGCAGGUCCGGGCCACUGCGGGCGCCUUCGCGGCCUUGCUCCGAAGCGGAGGCGUCGUCACUUGGGGACAUCCGGCGCUGGGAGGAGACAGCAGCGAAGUCCAGGACCUUCCCGGUACUUCCAAAGCUAGUUUUAUUAAUUCUGGGAAACUAAACCCUAAACCCCUAGGUAGGAUAAGGGGGACCCUUCAAAAGGAAACCCUUCUUAACCCUCUUCUUGCUCUCUUAAACAGGGACCUUAUUCAGAGGGUCUGUGUCCCCAAGGGUCCCCCUAAUCCUAUCCCCUAG
Symbiodinium natans is the source of this 450-nucleotide messenger RNA. Lineage: Eukaryota; Dinophyceae; Suessiales; Symbiodiniaceae. The record is from the annotation of a GenBank genome assembly.